AUGUCUGUUGUUCUAUUGGUUUUCCCGGCAGUUUAUCCAUGUCGUCCUCACAAGCUGGGGCACUGGUAUGAUCGGUACAACCCUGCUAGCGCUAGAUUGCCAUCUGUGAUGAACCCUAUUGUUAUGACGUGGCAAGUGACCGCAUGUUCAGUCGGCAUUGGUGUUCAGGCUCAUGACAAAGCUCUCAACUGCGAAGUCAGAGUGUCCAACCCCUGGCCGGAAGGAACUCAGAUCCCGGCACAAAUGCGGCCAGACUACCUAACCAAUGCCAAGGACAGCCAUUUCCCAAUUACCUUGUCCUUUGACGGAUGGGGCCCUGAAUUGCUGUCUUUGCCUGCCCAGUUGGGUCUCCUGGCAAAUCCUUCGCAUCGCCCAUGUGAGCUAGAACGCUCCUGUGAACUGUGCUGCUCAGUUGCGGCUGGUCUGUCGAUUACAACGGUUUCCAAUGGUUUGGUGGGAAAAGCGAUUGAGCCGGUGUCAUCGCCUGGUCAGUCGGCCAUCCUUUCACGUUCCACGUUCGAGUCAGCAGGCUUGCAUGUGUCAUACCGCCUGGUGGCUGCAUACACACCAAUCAAGAUGUGCUUUACCGAUUCGACGCACUGUGCAGUCGAACUGGUAAUAUUGCAUGACCAGUCGGAUUCUCCAGCUGAACCUGCGUGUCGAUUUCCCAAGCUGGCGCGCUCAAACGGACCAAAUCGUUUGACCACAACUCAUUUGCUGGUCCCGAUACACUUCCGUGGCUCCACAUGUCAAUCCUUUCAGGUUGAAGAGCAACCCAUCAUCCUCACAGGUACUCAGGCUCUCAACAUAGCCUUUGAAUGCGACAUCUACCUGUCUAGCCUUCAGCUGGGGAGGACUCAGAUUUUGCACAGGAAUGGGGUUUCUCAUUUGGCCGCAUUGAGUGAUCUCGAAAGGACAACACUGAUGUGGUUAAGCUACGAUCCUGGUAUCAGGAGCGACCGACUCCCAAUUACCUCACUCAUCAACAGUUGGAUUGCAUGCUGGCACAUGCCACAUCGCUCAGCAGCAGCACACUCACCGAUCGUAAUGCGUUCCAUCAGUUCAAUGUGUCAAAAGAUCAUACCACCCAUCAGAAUGGGUGCACAUCGCGUCCAUCUCGAUCACCAAUCCAUCCAGGUUAAAGGGCAGCAUAUCGUCCUCACAUUUAUUCCGGUUCUCAAUGGGGAUCUCAGCUGCGGAAUCCGUGCAGUUGAUCCCCAGCUGGGUGGAACUCAGCUUACGACAUCAAUGUGGUUAGGCUGCGUCCCUGAUGUCAAGGGCAGCCGUCUCCCAACCACCUCGCCCAUCAAUGGCUGGAUAACUUCACUUGCCCAGCCAAGUUACUUGACGGUUACCGUGUGCUGUCCCAUCGAGAUGAUGUGCUCGUUUGAGUCAUACAGCUCAUCGGUGGUCCAUUUGUCAACCAUAGCGUCUCUCCAGUUGGAUCCUCCGACUGACCCUUUGUGUAAUCCUAUCACGCUGGCAUGCUCAUGUGUGCCAGGUCAUUCAGGGCCGGAGUGCUCGUGCCAUCUGUGUCACUCCGUCGCAGCUGGUUGGCCGAUUGUGACGAAUCUCAUCCGCUUGCCCUGCCAAGCGGUUGAGCUGACCUCUUCAUCUACUAGCUCAGGAUCUCCGACUGUAUCCAUGCACUCCUUUCUCAAGUCAGCACACCUGCAGUCAGCACACCACUUGGUAGCGGCGCAUGCACUAAUCGUGACUUGCUCCACCAAUUCAAUGCGCCAUACAAUCAAGUCAAUAUCCUCACACGACUGGUGGGAUCCUCCAGCCGUGCCUGCAUGUCAACUUCUUGAGCUAGUACGCUUGCAUGGGCCAUGUUGUUCAGCGGUAGCCUAUCCGUCAAUCACGACACACUCUGCCAGGACGAUGUGCCAUGCGACUGGGCAAGUGUCCUUGCCUGAUCAGCCAUAUUCUUCAGCUGGUCACCCACCAGAGACAGCAGGUGUAUCGGCUUGCCACGUAUCGGGAUCGUCACCCUUGCUUGUUUUGUUGGACAUUUUGGCAGUUUAUUCACAAUGCCCUUACGAGCUGGGGCACUCACUGGACCUGCACUGUUCAGCCAGCGGCGGUUCUUCGAUUGUGAUUAAAUCUACUGGUUCGAUGCGUCGAGUUAUCAUACGUUCUGCCCUCAUGGUUGCUCAGGCCCUCAACCAAGUUCUCGGAUGUGACAUCUACACGCCUAACCCCUUUCUGGGCGGAAUUCAGAUUACGACACCGAUGUGGCUAGGCUACGUUCCUGGUGUCAAGGAUGGCCAUCUCUCAACUACCCCGCCCAUCAACGACUGGGACCGUAAGCUGGGGCCUUUGCCUGCCCGGCCAAUUCCUUCGACUGUCCCUUUGCGCUCCCCAUUCGUGUUAGCGUGCUCUCUUAUGCAGAAGAGGCCGGAGCUUGAGAUGACACAUAAAGAGCUACUCCUGAUGCAACUGCCUGGGUCGUGUCUUGGACCUCCCAAUUGGAGGCACACCUUGCCAGGUCUAUCAUUGCGCUUGGAAAUGUCAAGCGCAACGCAUGCGCCGCAGCACCACCCACGCGAAAUGUUGUACCCACCGGCCACCGCACAUCUCGCCUCCAAGUUAUCGCGACAGCCGUCCAACGUGGCACAUCUGCCUGCCGCUCUGCCAACCACAAUGGUCUGGGAACGCUUGUGUGCAAAGGAGAGAACCCCGCAUCCUCGAACUGAAGCCAAACCUGCAUGGAACGAGUUUUCCAAUGGGUUGUGUCGUUCCAUUCACAUCCUUGCUGAACCGUUGCAUGAAGAGAGGCGGAAAAGCCUAGAAAACAUAGAAAGGGAACUGUCAGGCGAGCGGAGUCCAGGCUGGCCUAUCAAGCCUUGUCUCACAAAGAGAUGCUGUGCCCAACUGAAGGCGACCAUCAUAGCAGAUCAGGUUUACACUCAGACUGCCAGUGCGAUCGGUUGCACUUCACGUCAAGCCAAUGGCGUUACGGGAAAGGACCGCUAUGCCUCAUGGGCUGUCCCAGAUUAUUCCAAGUUAGACAACUUACGCACGGCAUGGAGUUGUUCAGGCCCAAGACCUGUGUCAUCGGAGGGGCAUUACAGAUACAAAAACGAUGACAUUAAAAUCCUAGGUAUCUCCCUAUCUGCUGGUAGACUAAACGCUACUUUGGGCAACCGAACGAGUCUGAGUAUCAGCAAGGGAAUCGUUGUCUUGACUCAGCCCGAAGACUCGCAGUGGUAUCUCUUUCAGGCCGAAUGCCUAUUAACCUCAGCGCCCUCGGCUACCUCUGUACCCAUGGCUGCAUUGUCAGAGCAGUCAAGUCCCACUGUCCUAUUACGCCCCUUUAGAUGGUUUUGUCAUCUGAUCAAGCAGGAGAAUCCGCUUCCCAGACCAGCCCAUUCUGCCUUCCCAAUAUCAUACUGUGUGGUUGGUCUAUCUUGA
Molecule: messenger RNA, 3417 nt
Organism: Cantharellus anzutake
Lineage: Eukaryota; Fungi; Basidiomycota; Agaricomycetes; Cantharellales; Hydnaceae
Exons: 1
Coding region: 1-3417 (1138 amino acids)
Molecular function (GO): acetyl-CoA carboxylase activity
Source: RefSeq, a predicted model, not a curated record